AUGUCAGAUAUAAUCGCUGAAACAGUGCUGGGCUCUGUCUUCGAGGUUAUUGUAAAGGGUAAAACCUUGUUCCUGCCUGAGUGCCGAGCUCUCGUUUCCUCCAGGCUCUCGGUUCAGCUAAGCACGACGUUUGCCUCCAGUGGUCUCAUUCACUACGUGGCUCAUCAGAACCAGGUUGAUCACGCCACGCUCCAGCUUCACGGGGGCCACCUCCACUUCAUGUUUGACCUUGGUAGAGGCAGAACACAGGUCUCCCACCCUGUGCUGAUCAGCGAUGGCAAGUGGCACAUGGUGAAGACAGAGCACGUUAAAAGAAAAGGCUUCAUGACUGUUGAUGGCCACGAGUCCCCCAUGGUGACCACGGUGGGGGAUGGGACCACACUGGACGUGGAGGGGACGUUGUACCUAGGGGGCCUUCCCUCCAACUACAGGGCCAGGAACAUUGGACAUAUCACCCACAGCGUUCCUGCCUGCAGCGGGGAGGUGACAGUUACCAGCAAGCAGCUGGACAAGGACAUCCCGGUGUCUGCCUUUGCAGUGAACAGGUGCUGUGCAGUGGCCCGGGAAGGAACUUUCUUUGAAGGGAGUGGAUGUGCAGCUCCUGUUAAAGAAGGCUACAAAGUCCGAUCAGACGUAAACAUCACACUGGAGUUUCGUGCUUCCUCAGAGAACAGCGUCCUCCUGGGGAUCAGCAGUGCCAAAGUGGAUGCCAUUGGCCUAGAGACUGUACAUGGCAAGGUCUCAUUUCAUGUCAACAAUGGUGCUGGCAGGAUAACAGCCACAUAUGAGCCCAAACCUACCAGUACUCUCUGUGAUGGAAAAUGGCACACACUUCAGGCUAACAAAAGCAAACACCGUGUUGUUCUGAUUGUCGAUGGGAAGACAGUGGGUGCUGAAAGUCCACACGCCCAGUCCACCUCGGCGGACACCAACAACCCCAUUUAUGUUGGUGGCUGUCCUGCUGAAGUGAAGCGGAACUGCCUGAGCAGCCAGACCUCGCUCUGGGGUGUUUGAAGCUCACGUUCAUGGAGGGCCCACAUGUGCCAUUCCUGUGACUUCAGCAGCGCUUGUGACCUACAGGGAGUUUUCCCUCAUUCCUGUCCUAGGACUGAAUGCUGA
Galeopterus variegatus (Sunda flying lemur) is the source of this 1119-nucleotide messenger RNA. RefSeq names its product laminin subunit alpha-1-like. Gene Ontology annotation, cellular component: membrane. The record is from RefSeq and is a predicted model, not a curated record. NCBI's taxonomy places the organism in Eukaryota, Metazoa, Chordata, Mammalia, Dermoptera, Cynocephalidae.